Molecule: messenger RNA, 8145 nt
Organism: Betta splendens (Siamese fighting fish)
Lineage: Eukaryota; Metazoa; Chordata; Actinopteri; Anabantiformes; Osphronemidae
Product: transcription initiation factor TFIID subunit 4-like
Exons: 14
Coding region: 40-2970 (976 amino acids)
Biological process (GO): transcription initiation at RNA polymerase II promoter; DNA-templated transcription
Cellular component (GO): transcription factor TFIID complex
Molecular function (GO): DNA binding; protein heterodimerization activity; RNA polymerase II general transcription initiation factor activity
Source: RefSeq, a predicted model, not a curated record
UUGGGGGGAAAAAAAUAAGACAGCUAUCUGUGAUCAGAGAUGGCGGGCGCCUCCGACCCCCUGGAAGAUAUGCUCUUUUCAGAGGUGGAUGAAAAGGCUGUGAGUGACCUGGUGGGCUCGUUGGAGUCACAGCUUGCUGGCCAAAGCAACCCAGCAGGUAAAACUGACGAAAACGGAGGCGCUGGCUCAGUGGCCCCCGCUAACCAUCACUUAGGAAAAACGCUACCAGCUCCUGUGGGCACCACAACAGUAGAACAACAACAAGGACGGCGUAAUAAACCCGAGAUCCGCCAGGAGCUCAACUGUAAUGACGCUAGCCCGGACAAAGCUGUCACAUCUCUCGCGGUGGGUGGUACUCCUUCUGUCGGCGACCCUUCCACCACUUCGGCUGCCUGUGCGAAUGCCACCAGCGGCGCCUCGCAAUCACAUGGAGCAUCCAUCACAACACCGACUGCAUCUGGUGUGUCAACUUUGGCGUCUCCGUCAGCCAGCAUCAGCACCGCAUCCAGCCGGGUCUCCAAGGUUACACCCGGCGUAGGCGAGACGUCGACGGAAGCCAGGAAACGCACAACCACACCGCGGAGGAGCGCCUCGGCUCGGAUCAAGAGUUUAAACGGCGCCGCCGUCACUACGAGGAGGAACAGCAACACAGCUGUGGUGGAAAACGCCAGCUCCGUGGAUGCCGGUGCAACUAGCGCAAACUCUACCGGAGCGCCGACAGCCCCUAUUAACACCUCCACCUUCACCCUGUCUAACGCUAACCUGCCCGUCGGUCAGUCGGCUAUUGCUCUUGACCGGGGCACCCCCACCAUCGCUCUGCAUAGACUCCCCAGUCACAUUGUAGCCAGCAUAGCCCAGAACGGCAACGGGACCAGCGUGUCGGCCUUGGUCCAACAGGGCGCUCGCAUUGGACCCGUCCCCUCCACAGCUGCACAGGAGAACCACAGCACAACCGUCACAGACACGGGGGCUUCCAAAUUAGACGACUGUCAGUCCAACAUUGUAAUGUCGAGUCCGGCCGGCAGUGUCAACUCUGCACUAAACACUGUUUCCUCUGCGUCUCCUGUUGUCACACCUACAACUACUACAGCAGCAGCAGCUACGACAACAACAACAGUAACGCAGCCAACGGGCUCUGUCCCAGCUGCUGCUUGUGUGACAGGGGUGGCAGCCAGUUCUGCGUGUGGAGCCGCUCAGACCACAUCAGUCACUACCACUAUUAGCAUGGUCAGACCCCCGCUCCCCACUCCAGCAACCGCUGUGGCCACUGCUGCACAGUGUCAACCCCGUCCUGGACUUGCAGCACCUCAGAGGAUUGUAGCCCCCCAGCUGAUUGUCAGACCGCCGCAACAGCAGACGACCAUACAGCUGCCCCCUGGGUUUACCAUCCCACCGGGUAUGGUGCUGGUGCGCACAGAGCUGGGCCAGCUGGUGAUGGUACCUCAGCAAGCGUUGGCGCAAGCCCAGGCCCAAGCUCAGGCCCAGGCCCAGGCCCAGAACAACAUCUCCCCACGACCUGCCACACCCACCACAGGAGCCUCUUUCAGAGUAACAACCCCACAGUCUCCUGUGACCUCUCAGACUCCCAGGCAGUGUCCUUUGACCCCAGCCAAGUUGGUACCAUCUCCCUCUCCCACUCCUUCCAGCCCUGCCCUCCAGACCUCCUCCUCUUCUUCUUCUUCUUCCUGUCCUGCACUCCGCCCCAAGGGCCCCGUGGCCAUGGCUGUGACGGCUCCGCAGCCGACCCCCGUGGUUAUGACCCCCCAGGCACCGGCCCAGGCUGCCUCCCAGCCAGUGCAGCCUGUGCAGACGGGCAUCGCCGCGACCCCCGGAGCUCCUGUCGUGUCCCAGGAAAUGCAAGAGAAUGUGAAGAAAUGUAAGAAUUUUCUUGCCACACUCAUCAAGCUGGCGUCACACAAUUCUCCGUCCCCUGAGACUUCUAAGAACGUCAAGGCUCUGGUUCAGGACCUGCUGGAUGCCAAGAUUGAACCGGAAGAGUUCACCAGUCGGCUGCAGACUGAACUCAAAUCGUCGCCACAGCCUUACCUGGUGCCCUUUCUCAAGAAGAGCCUCCCGGCCCUGAGGCUGUCUUUGCUGAAUAGUCAGCAGUCCCUGACCCAGCCCCCACAGCAGGGAGUCAAACCCGUACCCGGCGGCACCCCUCCUGCCAUCGUGGCUGGGCCAGCUGUUUGCAUACGCCACCCUAACAGUGUCAGCACUAGUACGGGUGCCAGCGCGCUGCCCGCUGGGACACUCGGACAUGCAGCUGCCAUGGGCAUCAAGACACCAGGUGCUGUUGGUGGUCAGGUCCGAAUGCCCGUGGUGAUCACGCAGUCUGUCAGAGCACAAGGAACAAUGGGGAAGGGUGCCAUCAUCCAAACAGGCAAAAGUCCCAUGGGCCUGGCUGUUCAGAUCUCUGGGAAUCAGAAAAACAAGCUCAACGACCCUGGAGGAGGUUCUUUCAGGGACGAUGAUGACAUCAACGAUGUGGCCUCCAUGGCCGGGGUGAACCUGAAUGAGGAAAGCGCAAGAAUACUCGCUACGAACUCAGAGCUGGUGGGGACGCAGAUCCGCUCGUGCAAAGAUGAGGCCUUUCUCCACCCGGGACUGCUCCACCGACGGAUUCUGGAAACAGCAAAAAGGUUUGGGGUCACAGAGGUCACCACGGAGGCGGUAACGUUCAUCUCGCAUGCCACACAGUCACGACUUCGCUCCGUGGUAGAAAAAGUCUCUGCCAUCGCACAGCAGCGGCUGGACUCCUGCAAGGAUGACGAGUGCUACGAGCAGUCGGCGGACGUUCGCUCGCAGCUUCGCUUCUUCGAGCAGCUGGAGAGAAUCGAGAAGCAGAGGAAGGAUGAGCAGGAGAGAGAGAUCCUGUUGAAAGCCGCUAAAAGUCGCUCCAGGCAAGAGGACCCAGAGCAAGCUCGACUGAAACAGAAAGCUAAGGAGCGAUACAUUGUGGCUCAGUAAAAGUGUUUGACGACCGAGGCUUCCAAAUGCACCGCUUCAUGUUCUACAUUAACUUUUACUACAGAGAGCGAGAAGAGUUAUUUCCGUUUUUAAAGUAAUAAGCCAAAGCACAACACAUAGAGAGGCAAAGCGGAAGGUGUUUCAUCUGAUGUAGCGCACUUCUUUUAUUAUUACAGUCGUAUAUCUUCCUUAUUUCAAGUGCAGGACUUGCACAUAAUAAAAUUCCCAGUGGAACCCAGAAAGUAGACCACUCUUCUUUCAGAGGUUGCUUAUUGUUGUUUACGUAAACAAAAUUGUUCUGUCACAGCAGAAGUUUGCUUUUCAUUUUCUUCAUGCGUUGUUUACUCCCGUCUAACUUCACUGGGUGCUUUCAGUCCUUGGCUCGCUAACAAGGAUCAAGAGGAUUGUGAGGAGCCUCCACAGUGUAGUCAGAGUAGGCGGGAUGAUAAAACAAGCGCAAUUCACCUGUUGUUGUUGUUGAUGUCGAACUUAAAGAGCGGAUGUGGUUUCUUCUGUGUUGCCUGUUCUUCUUUUUAAAAAAGCCUUUUAUUUAUCCAGGUAAAGUUUACUGAGCUCCAAAGUUUCCGUCUGACAGCUUCCAAACGCUAACGUUGACCACUCAGCUAUUUAUUAGGGAUGCAAUAUACAUAGUUCACUGAAGGGCACUCCUGCAUUGUUAUUGGGACAAAUUAUUAAAGUUUCAGAUUUUCCGUAACAGUGUGGGGCCGAACCUGUGACCUUCCAGUGACAUGUCCGCUUGUCGCACCUCUGGCUACUGGCAGCGCUCUGUCUCUGCUCUGCGUCUCUCCCGGACAUUACUUUCUAGCAACAUUGAGCCCCGCUGCAGUUUAGCAUAUUCACACUGGAUCUCAGCCUACCCAUAAGCCCCACAUAUGCAAAUGAAGCAGCGUAAUAGGCGCUGCGAUAGGUUUUCCCCCCGGGGGCCAUGUGAUCAAAGUGGAUCUCCUCCCUGUUAAGUGGCAGUCCGCUCGUCAUCUGGAUACGGCCAGAUUAGCGGCGCCGCGCGCCGAGACGCUCCGUGCGCGUAUGCGCAUUUUCAUCUAGAAUUUUAAAGAGGUGGUUUGGAAAUUGUUACUUUAUGUAAUGCUUUCUCCCCGAGAAAGACUCCCAACCGCCCCAGAUGCUCCCCACCUAUCCACGCAUACACCCACCGCAACACCCUCCCUCACCUCUUUCUUUUUUGCUUAAUAGCCAUCGUUUCUCAGCCCCUGUGCCUCUCCAGUUUUCAUCACCUGACUGGCUCAAGGGGACAGAGCUGGCUGUUUGUGUCACUGCAGAGUCUGUCGGCAGCUCACACAUCUGCGCAAAUUUCAUCAGGAUAAUGAGCCCGAGUUACUCUUCCAGGCGACGGGCAGAGGAGCCAGGCUCGCUUUAAGCCCCCUCUCCUGAGAACGCACGCGCGCACACGCACGCACACACACAGGGACGCACGCACGCACGCACACACACAGACGCACACACACACAGACACACGCACGCACACACACACACACACACACACACACACACACACACACACACACACACACACACACACACACACACACACACACAGCCGCCCACAUAAAAAUCAUCACUUUGGCGACGCUGAAUUACAGUUAGUUAUAUACUUGAACUUGAAGUGUUGGCGUGUAAAUUGGGCUGGUGCAUGAUUUGUUUUUAAAACGGCAGGUGCACUGUGGGGAACGCCUGCUCUACUGUGUUAACCCGUGACCAGCAAAUGAAUAGUCUGAGUCAUCAGGCUCAGGUCACAUUUCGAGUGAAGUCGAUUUCAUUUACAAAGCCAAAAAGCCCAGAUUUCCCUCAAAGGGUUUUAUACUGUUCAACCCUGAGCACCUUCAUCUGUCUACCCCCAAUAUAGGAGAGGAAAAACCUCCGCUAAAGGGACAAGAAGCCUCAGAAGGGCCCACAGAAAGCGCUUUCUUUCCACAGUGUGUGCACUUUUUGCAUCACAUUCAGGUUUUAACAGAUUUGAGGAAGUCAUCAUGUCAUGUAUGCUGUAUGCGAUACAGUCACGUGGCUCCAAACUUAAAGCUCUCUCUCUUCAGGAAGUGCUGCGGGCCCCUUUUGCUCUAAUGCCUCCAUCGGUCCAUAACCUUCAGAUGUACAGAGGAGAUAUCAGAAUCCUAUUGCCAUGACAUCUGUUGAGCACAUUAAUUCUCUUUAGCGGAUGAAAACUUUCCAUCUUUCAUUUUUUCCGAGAACUUCCUAGUCGUUUUAUCGAUCUGCGCCUCUAAUUGUGUAUUUUUAUUUGAACAAUCAAGCAAACCGGCAGCCUUGUCACCGGCAGUGGCGACUGCUCAGAUAGCUCCUGCCAGAGGUUUUGUGUGAGAGAGAGGCAGAGCAGUCUAGCGCCUCCGUUUCCUCCAUUCACUACCAUUUGGCCGAAAGGUCAGAUGGGCUAUUUCAAAAAUGCCCCCAGUAAAAAUCAAUGGGCAAAUUGUGGAGCUCAGUUCCUGUUUGUUGUUGUUGUUGUUGGUGGUGGUGGUGGGUCUGUAUGUUCUGUCUAUUCCAUCACUGAGGCAGGAGGCCAGGCUAUGGCUAAUCAUCGCGAGCGAGAGAAUGAGCGAGGGAGAGAGAGACGAAAGGAGACACAGAGACAGAGACAAAGAGACAGGGAGGAGAGAAGACGCGGGGGACGGGGGGGGAGAUCGAGAGGGAGUUAAGGCCAGCAGAGAUACAUCACGAUGUCAGACACACAGACACACUGCAGCCACAGAUUCAUCAUCACAACUGCGUCUGCAGGCGCAACUGGACACAGGAAACGAGCGAGCUGGGGGAGAGGAGCGCGGGGAAGACGGGGAAGAGGGACGAGGGCGAAGACGAAUGGGCCGCUACAGCUGGUCCGAGUCCGGCUGGGCGCUCCUGGUCCGGUCCGUCCCCGCAGUAUUAGGACCGAUUGAGCACCAUCCUUUUGCGGCGCUGAGCUCGCUGGGUGUCACAAUGCUGCGCAGAUACGGGUGAUCUCAACAAGAACGCGCUUUUAUCACACAGCUGGAACAAGUGGAACAACAGGAAAUGAAUGUAGCAUGAGUUAAGGAACAACGUGCACCAAAGCAGCACCGGGCGCCUCAUAACUAGGUUGAUCCCACAAAGGGUUCUUUUCCCUCAUAACAAUCUUAUUAUAUGCUGUCGAGAUCUCAGCAAAAAAUAGACUAUAACAUAAUUAUAACUAUAUAAUUAAAAUAACAUUGAAUAAUAUUGGAAUAUUGUUGUAGCUGUGAGUAAAUAAACCAGCAGCGCUAAAGCGUCUCAGUCUCAUUGUGUUUUCCCGUUUCACCAGCAGACGUCUGUGGUGUGAGCGGGUGCAACAGGGUGUUGCUGGAAAGCAGCGUGCGCCGUCGUCUAGCGCCCCCUGAUAAAUAAAGGUUAAGAAAUGCUUAACACAGUCUGUCUCCCACUGAUCGCCCAAUCACUGCCAGACCUUUAGAUCAUGUGGGAGGAAUGCUCCUCACUUCUCCUGUUUUCCUCUCCUCUCCUUCCUUUUUUCCCACUCUUCCACAUCACCGUGCCCUCGCAGCCACACUCGGCUCCUUGCUUAGAGUGAUUUCCAGAAGAUUUUGUGUGAAACCGAGAGCUGUCCAAUGGGAUUCUCCGGGUUUUUGUUAGAAUAAUUUUCCUCAAAUAUUUUUUUUCUCCGGGCAUUGAGAGCUUCUUUUGCCCAUUCUGACGCAGCGGCAUUGCUUGAAAUGUCUUGAACCGCCGCCGAAUUAAUUCAGCCCGAGCUCAACUUUGAACCUUUCAUAGCUCCAAUUAAAAGCCUGCAGUUACAUCGCCGUCCUUUACGUGCCAACGUAUAUGUACGAAUCCAUGAAUCAAAUUAGACGUAUACUCAUGUGACGUGCUCCGUGCACAGCCGCGGUUCAAUUUGCUUAUCAUUAGAUUCAUCCUCGUUGCUCACACACUACCCAUCACAUUACAAUGUGUGAUGUUGACGGCAGCACCCGUUGCUCAGCGUGCGCCGGAUGCACGCGUACGUGUUCGCAGCCGGCUUCGCAUCCUCCACAAGUGACCAGGUCACAGAUGCGCAGCGAUCCACCUACACUGUGAGCACCACCGGCCUCACACUCCUCCAAAGAGGGAGAGCCUCUCGAGUGUCGGAGGACAGCGUAGCAAACCCCCCAUCCCACCCCCCACCGCGUUUAUUAGGCCCGUUAUAUCUGCAGGUUCACAGGCUUCUGUCCUCUGGCCCUGUGCAAACGGCUCUGUUCAAAGAGGCGCUCUCACCCGUCAGGCACGCCCCGGGGCAAAAGCCUCCUACCCUCCUCCAUCUUUUCUCCCUUUCUGUGCUGACUUUCAAAGAGAAUUCCUGCUGUUUUGUAUCUCCCAAUUCAUAGUUGUUAUAUUUUUCUUUAUUCCCGUGCCUCACAAAUACACAAUACUGUACCCUAUGCGGAUGGAGCUCUAGUUCUGCUUUACGUGUGUUUUUGAUUCACGGUUAGGGUUAUUUGUGAGUUCAGCAGGUGUCCUUGUAUUUAAUGUACUUCCACACAGAUUUCACUGUUUUCAGGAGACCAUAUAAGGGGUUGAUGGUGAUAAUUUAAUUAUCACGUAAGAAGGGAAGGGUUUGUUUUGUAGCGCCUCGAGAUGUGCGGGAUACUGAGCAGUACAUUGUAACCCUAUUUUUAUUUGUUGCUUUGUUGGCAGUAGGCUCAGCCUAAGUUUUUUUUCUUCACCUCAAGACAUAUUACAAGAAAAAAAGGCGUUAAAAGUACCUUUGGUGUUCCUGUGUGUUUUCGAAUAUUACAAAGUGCUGUAAUGAGAAGGAAAACAACAAAAAAGGAGAUUUUUUUUUUGCCUAAGAGGGAGAUAGCGACUCGUCUCUUUGCUGUACAAGCCUGUAGGUUCACUUUUCUCUUUGUGUGCCGGAGCACUCCUUGGGACUCGAGCGACAGGGGAAUUGGGCUUGCUGAGGUAUGCUGGUGGCGAGGUGCCAGCCUUCUGUGCCUGGGAUAUAAGUGAGAGGGAGGCAGGAGGCAGGACACGUUUCAAUUAGGCAACAAACACACACACACACACACACACACAGAGAGGACAGGAGAGGAGACAAAAACAUCCACCCUCUCCAGCUAACUCCUUCCUUUUGACCUCUCCCCAAAACACACUUCCCUGGAACCGCUCCACUUCACCUUCCUUUUCUUUUUUUUUUUUUUU